Molecule: messenger RNA, 953 nt
Organism: Ruditapes philippinarum (Manila clam)
Lineage: Eukaryota; Metazoa; Mollusca; Bivalvia; Venerida; Veneridae
Product: E3 ubiquitin-protein ligase TRIM33-like
Exons: 1
Coding region: 121-885 (254 amino acids)
Biological process (GO): positive regulation of DNA-templated transcription
Cellular component (GO): nucleoplasm; chromatin
Molecular function (GO): ubiquitin-protein transferase activity; zinc ion binding
Source: RefSeq, a predicted model, not a curated record
AAACAAGAAUAAUAAAUCUGUCAAUGUAAAGAUUUAUACUUCCUCAUUUGAACAAUUUUAAACACAACUUUGUGAUAGACAGUCUAGAAAGUUAAUUCAUGUUUUAGAGAAAAAAAAAUCAUGGCACAUUCAAGGUUAGACUUCAGUGCUUCAUUAACACAGGACUCUGAUGAAGUUCAGGAAAUGUUUUGUGAACAUUGUGAUAAACAUGACAAGCAAUAUGUUCCUGCUGAAGGAUUUUGUGAGGACUGUUUUGAGUACUUGUGUGGUACUUGCCUUAAAUUUCAUAAAAGAUAUAUGGUCUCUCAUACUAUCAAGGAUAAGAAUAACAUGCCACAGGAUUUCUGUCUUGAGAAAUGUUUUGUUCAUCAAGAUGAAUUAGUCAAGUUCUAUUGUCAAGCUUGUAAGAAAUUUGCCUGUCCUGAAUGCAAGACUCAAGACCAUGGGACCUGUAGUAUGGUCAAUCAUUUGCCAGCUCUUGUUCCAGGGAUUGAAAACAGCCAAGAAAUUAAAGAACUCACUGAAAAUCUUGAUAUGUUAAUGAAAGAUUUGGAAAUUACAGAAAAACAUGUGAACAUAAACAUGAAAUAUGUUGCUUCACAAGAAACAAAGAUUUUAGAUACAGUCAAGAAAAAAAAGAAAGAAAUAAUGUCAGUGUUUGAAAAACAUCAGACAGAUAUAAUUCAAAACUUUGAGAAAAAAAUUGAAGAAACCAUACAAAGACUCAAAGAAAAGAAAAAUGAACAAAUUGACAAAUUACAAGAAAAUCAAAGAAAAUUAGAAAAGUUAUUAAAUGAUGAGCAAAAUGAAAUUAAGAGGAAAAUUGAAACAAGAUAUGUUUGUAAAACAUGUAUGCCCCCUAUCAGCAGCCAAUUAGUCAUGUGAUAAGGUUAUUAUGCAUGACGUCUGACCCAGUGAUCAAACAAUUAAUAAGGGUUAUAAAGUAUCUACUG